CCCCGCCCCCCGCCGCCGGCCCCUCUUGCCCUUUCUCUUUCCCCCCGAUCGCCAUGUCGAUGAUCGCCCCCGCCCGCAAGGCCGGAUCGCACGGCAACCGGCGCGCGCAGAUGGCCGCCGCCCUGGCCGAGGCCGCCAGCAAGUCGGCCGUCCCGAGCCUGCCGUCCUUCUCGGCCCCGGCCUCCAAGUCCGACAAGCCCGGGGCCAAGCGGCUGAGCAGCGCCGACAUUGUGGCCAAAUCGGCCACCGGUGCCGCGGCCUCGUCCAAGGGCCCGGCGCCGACCACCAAGAAGCGCGCGCUGCCCACGGCCGCCGGUGCCGACGGCAUGCACGGGGCCUCGGAGCGCAAGCGCCUGCGCGCGGCCCACAUGCGCCAGCAGCUGGCCAAGCAGCAGGUCGAGGAUGAGGCCGACGCGCCGGCCGGCGCGGUCCAGGACAGCCUGGCCUACUACCAGGAGAUCGCCACGGCGGCGGCGGCUCGCCGUGCUGCCCGCGCCGCUGUCAAGGGCGAGUCCGCCCCCGAGGAUGCGGCCAACGUCAUCGGCUCCAAGCGCCUGCUGGAGAAGAGCAUCAUUUCCAAUCGCGGCCUGACGCCCAAGCGCAACAAGCUGCUGAAGAACCCCCGCGUCAAGCGCCGCAUCCGCUUCGAGCAGGCCAAGAUCAAGCUCAAGAGCGCCGGCCACAAGUCCUGGCAGCCGGAGCUCAACCCCUACGAGGGCGAGGUCACCGGCAUCAAGGACUACAACGUCCGCUCGGUGAAGUUCAACUAAGCGCGCAUGCGCGCCCCCUGUCCUUGUUGUUGCCCUGCCUACUCCGCUCCCCGCCCGGUGCCUCCAUCGUCCUGCACCCCCCUCUUCCUCCUUCUCCCGUCCUGCGUCUCUCUCCCGCCCUUCAGGCGGGGAGAGGGG
Molecule: messenger RNA, 908 nt
Organism: Fonticula alba
Lineage: Eukaryota; Rotosphaerida; Fonticulaceae
Exons: 2
Coding region: 54-770 (238 amino acids)
Biological process (GO): maturation of SSU-rRNA from tricistronic rRNA transcript (SSU-rRNA, 5.8S rRNA, LSU-rRNA)
Cellular component (GO): nucleolus; small-subunit processome
Source: RefSeq, a predicted model, not a curated record